Colletotrichum truncatum is the source of this 1170-nucleotide messenger RNA. Its product is annotated as WD repeat domain-containing phosphoinositide-interacting protein 4. Gene Ontology annotation, cellular component: cytosol; extrinsic component of membrane; phagophore assembly site membrane. NCBI's taxonomy places the organism in Eukaryota, Fungi, Ascomycota, Sordariomycetes, Glomerellales, Glomerellaceae. The record is from RefSeq and is a predicted model, not a curated record. Gene Ontology annotation, biological process: nucleophagy; protein lipidation; autophagy of mitochondrion. Gene Ontology annotation, molecular function: protein binding; phosphatidylinositol-3-phosphate binding; phosphatidylinositol-3,5-bisphosphate binding.
AUGAAUACCCGACCACCGAUAGAAACGGCGCCUUCAACGGUGGUCUUAUCGGUAUCUUUCAACAGUGACGCCAGUUGCUUCUCCGUUGGCCUCAACUCUGGAAUAUGCAUCUUUCAUACUAAGUCAUGUCUUCUCAAGGCAUCCCGAGACUUCAACGCUGGCAUCGGCCUUGUUGAAAUGAUGGGAACCUCCAACUAUCUGGCCCUUGUCGGUGGUGGAAGACAGCCAAAGUACAGCAUCAGUAAAACCAUCAUUUGGGAUGAUAUGAAGGGUAGAGUUGCCAUUGAGAUAUCCUCCAUCACACCCGUGCGGGGAGUUCGUAUCGGCCGCAAUCGCAUAGUGGUAGCGCUCCAGAACAGCGUACGUGUCUACUCAUUCGCGAAGCCGCCCGAUCUCCAAUCGGUGUACGAGACCACGGACAACCCCCUCGGUCUAUGUUGUAUGUCAGAAAAGAUAAUCGCAUUCCCCGGUAGAACGGUGGGCCAGAUUCAGCUCGUCGACAUCGGCACCGGCAACGUCAGCAUUAUCCCCGCCCAUUCUUCAGCCCUCAAGGCCAUCCAACUUAGCCCAGACGGUGAAUUGUUAGCCACAGCAAGCGAACAAGGCACGCUGGUACGAGUAUUUGCGACAAGCAACUGCGCCAAACUUGUCGAACUGAGACGCGGCGUGGAUCCUGCAACCAUUUUCUCUUUAGGCUUCAGUCCAGAGGGCACGAAACUUGCGUGCACGUCAGACAAGUCUACACUCCAUGUGUUCGAUGUACCGCACCCCAAGAAGCCUGCGACAUCACCGACAAGCCCAUCUGCAUCAAUGGCAGGAUCGGGCAUCCUCGCCGGCAGACCAGGAGACGAUGGCAAGGGUAGAUGGGGGUUUUUGGGAAAGAUUCCCUUAAUGCCACGGAUGUUUUCAGAUGUGUAUUCCUUCGCAUCUGCACCGUUCGAGGCUGGCGAUGAUCCUCUCAUUGGUGGUCUGCCUCUAUCAGAGCAGACUACAUUAGGCACAACAAGACCUCAAAAGGGUAUCAUUGGAUGGAUUAACGAGGAAAGCUUGGUGGUUAUUGGCGCUGGUCAGGACGCUCGCUGGGAGAAGUUCGUCAUAACUAAGGGCGAAGACGGGCGCCGGUAUCUUGUUCGAGAAGGUUGGAAAAGGUAUUUAGGUAGCGCCUCAUGA